AUGGCGAUGAGAAAAACCACCACGAGAAACAGCAUUACGUAUUGCUAUUACCGAGCAGCAUUGACCGAAAGGAGAUCUCUAAAAAAACUUAUCGAGAGAGCUCGCGCUCAAGAAGACAAACGGAAGGAAUCUAUUGUAUCUUACUUAUAUCACCUAAUGAGAAAGUAUUCAAAGCUUUUCAGAAGUGAGUAUGCUGAUGAUACUGACUCUCAGGGAUCAACUCCACGCUCUCCUUCCGUACUGGGAUUUGAAGAGGUGUCUAGUCCACAUCGGAACAGCUACACAUUUGAUAAGAGCAGUCAGACGUUUGAUAGACAUCUAUCUAAAUUACGGUCUUUCAAUUUCAAACAAAAUGGAAAGUCUGGCAAUAUACCAAUACCUCCUGAAGAAUUCAUAUGCCCCAUUUCAUUGCAGCUCAUGUUUGAUCCUGUCAUUAUUUCAUCUGGACAGACCUAUGAGCGUAUCUGCAUUGAGAAAUGGUUCAAUGAUGGUCAUAGUACCUGUCCGAAAACUCAGCAGCAGCUAUCUCAUUUGUGUUUAACGCCAAACUAUUGUGUCAAAGGCUUGAUUGGAAGUUGGUGUGAGCAGAAUGGAUUUCCCAUUCCUAAUGCUCCCCCUGGGUCCUUGGAUUUUACCUAUUGGAGGUUGUCUCUCUCACAAUGUGAAGCUAUGGAUUCAAGUUCCUUUGUUGGUUCAAAUUCUUGUAAAUCAAAAAGUAUUAGUGUUUCUCCUUAUGAUGGCAGUAGCAUCCCAGAGGAGACCAAGGAGAAUGAUUCUGAAAUUUUAAACAACUAUUAUCAGGAUUGUGGAACAGAUGAGUUUGACAAAUACCGAAGAAUACUAGAUGCACUUGGUGAGACUAAAAGUACACAGAAGCAAUUUAGAGUGGUGGAGCAGAUAAGGUAUCUACUGAAGGAAGAUGAAGAAGCUAGGAUCUUCAUGGGUGCUAAUGGAGCCGUGGAUCCACUCAUUCUGUUCCUGAGAACAUCCAUAUACGAUGGUGAUGAAAAGGCUCAAGAAGCUGCUGCCAUGGCCCUUUUCAACCUGGCAGUCAACAGCAAUAGGAACAAGGAAAUGCUCAUAGCAGCUGGAUUGAUACCAUUGCUAGAACAAAUGAUCUCAAAUUCUGGAAUGUGUGAUUGUGUAGCAGCUCUCUACCUCAAUCUUUCACGUCUCAGCGAAGCCAAGCCCCUCAUUUGCUCAAGCAAAGCUGUUCCAUUCCUCAUUCAGCUUUUACAAGAUGAUGGAAACCAUGGGAGCACCUGCAAGUAUGAUGCGCUGUACACACUAUAUAAUCUUUCCACGCAUCCACCCAACAUCACUAUCCUCGUAUCGUCGGGCAUCAUCACGAGUCUUCAUCCACUCCUCGGACUGCCUUCUGCAUCUGAAGACAUUAUGUGGGCCGAGAAGGCCCUAGCAGUCUUGAUAAAUUUAGCAUCAAGCCAGGCAGGAAGAAGAGAGAUUGUUUCGGAUCCAGGUAUAUUUUCAGCUCUUGCUGGAGUCUUGGACUUCGGUGAGCCCGCAGAACAAGAGCAGGCCUUGUCUUGCCUGUUGAUUCUGUGCUGCGAUGAUGAGAAGUGCAGUCAAAUGGUCUUGCAAGAAGGGGUGAUACCAUCCCUUGUUUCGAUAUCAGUGAAUGGAACUAUAAAAGGCAGGGAGAAAUCUGAGAAGUUAUUGAAGCUCUUCAGAGACCAGCGGCAGCAAGAGCCACCGACCCUGAAGCAGCAACAGCAGCCAAUCGACAGCAACGGUGGUCUUCAAGUGACUGUAGAAACCAAGUUCUGUAAAUCAAGAUCAAAGAAGCUCGGAAGGACACUGAGUUCGAUCUGGAAGAAGAAGAAUUUCUCCAUAUAUCAAUGCUAGAGUCCUUGGUCAUCCUCAAUCAUGUAAAUUUCUGUCAGCAUUUUCUCUUUCAUUUCUCUUCUUUUUCUUUUCAAUCAAGGGGAAUUGGCAUUUUCCCUUUGCCUCCCUGAAUAGAAAAGAUGUACAGGCCUUAUGUUAGUGUGUAUCAGUUUUCUCAGCUAUCUUCUGCUAGUAGUUCAAAAAAGCUGUAAUUUCUACCAGGUGAGAAAAUUGAUGCUUUUGUUAGGUCCUUUCUCAAGAAAUCAUGUUUCAAAUCACAA
Molecule: messenger RNA, 2123 nt
Organism: Zingiber officinale
Lineage: Eukaryota; Viridiplantae; Streptophyta; Magnoliopsida; Zingiberales; Zingiberaceae
Product: U-box domain-containing protein 45-like
Exons: 3
Coding region: 1-1863 (620 amino acids)
Biological process (GO): protein ubiquitination
Cellular component (GO): cytoplasm; nucleus
Molecular function (GO): ubiquitin-protein transferase activity; protein binding
Source: RefSeq, a predicted model, not a curated record